This is a messenger RNA of Aplysia californica (California sea hare), 1556 nucleotides long. RefSeq names its product perlucin. Gene Ontology annotation, molecular function: signaling receptor activity. Lineage: Eukaryota; Metazoa; Mollusca; Gastropoda; Aplysiida; Aplysiidae. The record is from RefSeq and is a predicted model, not a curated record.
GGGCGGACAAUUCUUCCACAUACAUCUGUAUCGCUCGAACCUACGCUCAGGCUUUCAACUACUUUAGCGGCCACGACAGUCCCAACUUUGAGCACUGGAAGUCCGUGAAGGUCGAGGUCACAUCGACGAACAACGAGGAUCUUGCCAAUAGGAUUGCGGCACUCGAGGAAGGUUAUCUUGACCUUAUGGAGAGCAACGUUGAUCUCAAAGAGAACAUCUUAGAUCUUCAGAAAAGGGUUGCUCAGCUGGAGUGCAAUAAGGCCAAGCAGGACGCUAAAGUCUCCAUCCUCCACAACGCCCUGUUCAUCGCGUCUGACGCCUAUAAUGGCCACCACUACUAUCUGACUCAACACCAACCCACUUCCUACACCAACGCUGAGAAAGUCUGCAACGCCAUGGGCGGAUACCUUGCAGAGGUGGACACCGUAACAGAGUUUCGCUUCAUUCAAGCUUUCUUACGUCGGAAGAUAAAGAGCAGUCAAGUUAUCCUUCUAGGAGGUACGGAUGCCAACAGCGAGGGUACAUUUAUUAACCCUAACAGCAGCACGCAGGGCUACUCAGAAUGGUACCGGAACCAGCCGGAUAAUGGUGGUUAUAAGGAGCACUGCAGGUCGAUUAUGGAGUCCUUAGGACACGACAUAGGCAAAUAUCUCAUGAACGAUAUCCCCUGUGACAUUGUAAAUGACAACUUUUAUAAGCAUGGUUACCUGUGCGAGGUGCCAUCAACUGUUGAUGUCAGACAAGAGACCUGUGAGUUUUAAAGCAGGAAGUUCUAUUUUGUUGCAUAUCUUAAGAUUAUGUAUUCUGCUUGCUACUAAGACAUGAUGUGCUAAGAAUAAUUCCUUCUUUUGGUAUGUAUUUCAAAUAAUUAUUAAUUAUAUCCAUUCAAGGUAUCAGGAAAGAAACAAGACGUCCAAUUCCAACACUCAGCGGUGAAAAGUACAACACCUUGUAUAACAAUCAAUUACUGUAAUUUCAAAAUCUUCACAAAUACUUGCAGUGGAAAUGAAGAAGCGCAAUUCUAAUGAAAUCAGAUUUUAUUUUUCUCUGAUCAUUGCAAAUAUUCAAAACGAGCUCCUUUCCCCUCGUCAAACCGUCGCACAUGUCUUACAAAACUCGACAUCACAUUUUAGCUAAGUUACUUUUGCCUUAGUCAUGGUCAAUCACCUUAUUUCACGCUUCAGUUCAGCGUGAUCUCCUGGACAACACUCUUUAACUUAAAGAAACCUCAUCAGAAAAAGCACAAAAUAAAACAAGCAACCCCCCCCCCCCAUAACAACCCAAAAAAGCCACACAAAAAAGAUGGGCAUAAUUCCGAGGAUUGGUCACCCAAUUGUUCCCUUUUUUCCUUCAAAUCAAGCGAUCAUGGAAAACGUCUUGCAGCAGUAUGUUGAUGGUUGCUCUAGCUGUGUUAGGCGGUACUCCAUCCUGUUAGAGCUACGCUUGCUGUGCAUCCAAGCCCUUUCCCUGUCUCCUAAGCAAUGUUUUAAACCACAUGAAAACUGACCUGUAAUUUAUCCCAUUUAUCUAUCGUCACAGUUGUACAUGUUUAGCGC